UCUUGCCAUCGACUGUACAGCCCCCUUCCGCCCACCAUCGACACGAUAUAACGCCGCCGCACCUGCUGCUCUCUUUCCUUCUCGCCUCACCUGCCCACAGCUCUCUUCAAACUUACACAGAACCCAGUUCGAGUGAGCAUUCACCAUCAGAAAAACAACUCGGCGCCUUUCACCCAUACAUUAUCCCACUUUGCGACAUCCCACCGCCACCAUCGGCCUCCACUUACACGCCACCCAGCCUCGGCGUCACCCUGGCCUGCCCACGUUAGAUAGACUGGAGAGCAACUUCGUCUUGUCGCCACGACUAUACAUCACCACAGCCAUGUCUGGAACCUCAUCACCUACAUCGUCACUGGGCUCGCCCACGCGGCCCAUUUUUGCCCGCCGCCCCUCGUCCAACAAGUCGCUGUCUCUCGACCUCACCAACCUGCCACCCCUCCAGCAGCCCACUCCGCCAACAAACACCCUGCUCAUCACCAACCUCGACGACGUAGACAUUUUCCGCCCCGACAACCUCCAGACCAUUCGCGGUCUUAUCGAAAAGACUGCGCCAGUCUACACCUGGUCGCCGCUCAAGUCCUUCCGCCGCAUCAUCGUGUCCUUCUACGACGAGCAGGCUGCGAUCAACGUUCGCCAGAUCUGGGACAACGAACUGAUCAUGGGCGAGCGCACCCGGGUCUACUUCGGACAGCCCACGCCAUUGAACCAGGACGCCAAGGACAAGCACCUCGAGCUGCCCGAUGCUGGCAAGCUCUUCUUCAUCAGCCCCCCUCCCUCGCCACCCCACGGCUGGGAGCAGAAGCUUGAGGAUGCUCCCAACACCAUGGUCCAUGCUGAGGAUCUCGCGGAUGCCCUUGCCAAGCUGCACCAUCGCCCGACCGCCGAUGCGGCCGAGGUCACACCUGUCUCACCGGUUGACGCAGCCUCGUUCGGUGGCCGGACACGCAGCAGGAGCAGCACUCUGAUCUACCAACCUGAGGCGCACGGUGGCAGCCCUGGUCUGCCUGCCAUCUCAGUUGAUGACAUGACUGAUUCACCUGGCGCACUGAGCCCUAUCGAGAAGCCCAUCUUGGCUCAUACUUCGAGACCGCCUGUCGAGCUCAUGAUGGCUGAUGCUUGAUUCGACGUCAGUCGAGGGUUCUCUCGACUUAAAAAUCUGUAAAUACUGUAAAGCCCUUUUAGAUGGCCGCUCUAUUCUCGAGCCAUCAUAGCUGCGCGAGUAGCAUGUACAUACAAAUAUCCCUUGACUGGAACAGGCGUUGGAGAUCAAGGCUUUUGGGAAGCGAUCGUAGCAUUUUAAAUAAUGGUCUUGGACUGUGGGAAUUCCCGGCAGUCAAUAGUAUAAAAGCAAUCAAGCAUACAUAUGCACAGCACUUUCGAUGAUGGGGCUUGUGAUUUGAGGUGGGUUUGGCCAUAGAACUUCAUACCGAAAUUCAGCAUCACUCAGCCAUUUUUUAGAUCC
Messenger RNA from Microdochium trichocladiopsis, 1462 nucleotides. RefSeq names its product Calcipressin-domain-containing protein. Gene Ontology annotation, biological process: calcium-mediated signaling. NCBI's taxonomy places the organism in Eukaryota, Fungi, Ascomycota, Sordariomycetes, Xylariales, Microdochiaceae. Gene Ontology annotation, molecular function: nucleic acid binding; calcium-dependent protein serine/threonine phosphatase regulator activity. The record is from RefSeq and is a predicted model, not a curated record. Bases 323 to 1120 code for a protein of 265 amino acids. The transcript has a single exon. Gene Ontology annotation, cellular component: cytoplasm; nucleus.